Melitaea cinxia (Glanville fritillary) is the source of this 600-nucleotide messenger RNA. RefSeq lists its product as uncharacterized. The record is from RefSeq and is a predicted model, not a curated record. The transcript is spliced from 2 exons. NCBI's taxonomy places the organism in Eukaryota, Metazoa, Arthropoda, Insecta, Lepidoptera, Nymphalidae. The coding region runs from base 1 to 543 and encodes 180 amino acids.
AUGCCGUUAAGCGGGUGUUCGACUUGUACGGGAUUGGUGGUGACGGCGGUAGUAACAAUAUUGCUCUUUCCAGCUCAGUACUAUGUACCAGAUUUGUACGUGGGACCAACUGAGCCUUCUCCUGAACCAAAGUUACUGCGGGUGCCUGUUUCAGCCAAUGCUACGUAUACUUGGUUACCUCUCGACCUUCCUCCUGUGGAUUUGUUUCUUACAGUGUUAUUAAUUCUAUUGGCAAUGGUAACCUAUGUCUGUGACUGGAUACAAAGAAAGUUAAUGGAGAGACGAAUAUUGAAGUUGAAUCAGUGUUUACAAGACUGCAUUGAGCGAUUGCGUUCUUGGGAUGUACGUCAGGAACAACUGGAAGCCACGCUGAAGAUGGUGCAGAAUGCCACGUCCGAGUACAACUUGCUGUUAUACCUGCUGCUGCGUCAGCACCGCCUCGGCCCUAUCGCUAGGAAACCAGUUUCGCACUGUAUCUUCGACAAGGAGCUGGAUGAUCUCAACUUCGUCACGAAUCCUAUUGAUAAUCAAGAAACUUUUUAGUGUGUGUGUUGUGUUGUAUUGUUUUAAUAAAAUUAGUUUUUGGUCUAAUUUGGUUUA